This is a messenger RNA of Rangifer tarandus platyrhynchus (Svalbard reindeer), 684 nucleotides long. NCBI's taxonomy places the organism in Eukaryota, Metazoa, Chordata, Mammalia, Artiodactyla, Cervidae. The record is from the annotation of a GenBank genome assembly.
AUGCACACACCAGCCUCUCUGUGGCUCCUCGUCAGCCCCUGGCCCCUGGUGGGCCAGGAAGUCAGCAAUGGGGGUGAGCUGCUGCCACGUUUCUUGUGGCUCAGGAGUGGGGCCAGCCCUCUGCUGAGCCUGGUGCCCCGCCACCCUGAGGCCCCCCAAAAGUGGCAGCUGGAGGGGAGCCGGGGCAUCCACAGCCCUCGCCCCUGCCCAGCAGGAGCAUGUGAACAGGGCUGGGCCGCAGCGCGGGGUCCUCCAUCUGCUCUGAACGGCCCCAGGGUCCGCUUUCCUCCACUGGAGCCCCACGCUGCCCCCGAAUUGCAGGAGCUGCAGACAGAGCUAGAGUUGGCCGUGCCUGUCUUCGUGGAGGACCCAGCCCCAGGCGAGCACAGGGACAGUGGCACGGGGCCCAGAGUGAAGAAGGCCAAGUAUUCGCUCCCGGGAAUCCUCCUUGGAGGCUUGGUGGUGGCUGCUCAGAUGUGCCGACCCAGCUGCUCUGAAGACAGACAGCAAUUGCUGCAGCUGGACUCGGGCCUGCCGUGUGAGCCCUGCACCGACUGCAGGGCCUCGCCCCUGCCCAGCCAUGCCCGGGGGCAGGUUGUUUCUGAGCUGCCCUUGUGGCCACAGGCCCCACUGGCCAAGUGGGCCCCACAGGGCAGAGAACCCCUUCCGCCCUCCUCCGUGUGA